This is a messenger RNA of Colletotrichum destructivum, 1904 nucleotides long. RefSeq names its product Putative mitochondrial carrier domain superfamily. The record is from RefSeq and is a predicted model, not a curated record. Gene Ontology annotation, molecular function: L-ornithine transmembrane transporter activity. Gene Ontology annotation, cellular component: mitochondrion. The transcript has 2 exons. The coding region runs from base 403 to 1407 and encodes 334 amino acids. Gene Ontology annotation, biological process: mitochondrial L-ornithine transmembrane transport. NCBI's taxonomy places the organism in Eukaryota, Fungi, Ascomycota, Sordariomycetes, Glomerellales, Glomerellaceae.
CCCAUCUCCCUUUUUCAACUCAGCAACGAGGGGGAGCAGUGAAGGACAGUGCUGAAUAGACUUCCUGUUCAACCGACGUCCUGCACUUGCUCCUUUCUGUUUCUGGCAGCUCGUUUUCCCUGUCACCUUUUUAUUCGGUUCGAGUCUGCCGGCACGCUUCGAAGGCUGAGCGAUAUCUUGCUUUGGUACGGACGGUAUUCCACGAGCGCGCAACACGACAAGCGAGCGAAACAACCUGCACCUGUCUCCCUCACCAUCCUCCUCCUUCUUCUCCUCUUCCUCCUCUUCUUCACCGACCUUUGAGCCAUAUUCCUGGGGUUCUGCUCUCAAACUCCUCCCAGCGACCACCUUGAAUAGCUUAGGCGGCUAUCGCUCAUACACCUACCGGUCUCAAUCUUUGCUAUGAUGGACUCUGCAGCGGCAGCAAUGGAGAUUUCCCACCAUGACGCACCGGUUUCGCUGAAGAAGAGCCGUACUGCCGCACUAGAGGCUAUGGAGGACAUUGUCUACGGUUCCGUCGCCGGCGUCGUUGGUAAAUACAUCGAAUACCCAUUCGACACAGUCAAGGUCCGCCUCCAGUCCCAGCCUGACAACCAGCCCCUACGCUACAAGGGCCCGCUCGACUGCUUCCGCCAGUCCAUCAAGUCCGAGGGCGUCCGAGGGCUCUACCGUGGCAUCAGCGCGCCGCUCGUUGGUGCCGCUCUCGAGAACAGCAGCUUGUUUUUCUUCGAACGCAUCGGCCGCGCCGCUGUAUACUCAUCCGGCUGGACCCCCCAGGGUCAGGAGCUGUCCCUCUCCGCGCUCUGGUUCACCGGUGCCUUCUCCGGUUUCUUCACAUCCUACGUCCUCACCCCCGUCGAGCUCGUCAAGUGCAAAAUCCAAGCGCCCGCCUGCGCCGACGCCGUGGCGGCGCCGCAGUUGCGCCCGCUGCCCGUCAUCCGCGACAUCUACCGCCACUACGGCAUCCGGGGCUUCUGGCACGGCCAGAUGGGGACCCUGAUUCGCGAGUCGGGAGGCUGUGCGGCGUGGUUCGGCAGCAAGGAGACGGUGACCAAGAUGUUCCACGUCCUUAACGGGCGGGCGGUCAAGACCCAGGCCGAGAGGGAUGCGCUGGCCUCGAACCCGCUGCCGCUGUGGCAGCAGGCGCUGGCUGGCGCCUCGGGCGGCGUGUCGUACAACUUCCUCUUCUUCCCCGCCGACACUAUCAAGUCACGCAUGCAGACGGCGGCCAUCGGAGACGCGGCGUCCAGGAGGACGUUUUGGCAGGAGGGCGCGUUGGUGUGGCAGCAGCAUGGGCUGAGGGGGCUGUACCGGGGGUGUGGCAUCACCUGUCUGCGUUCAGCGCCCAGCUCGGCCUUCAUUUUCAUGGUUUUCGACGGCCUCAAGCGACAUUUUCCUCUCCAAUAGACUUUUCUAUGUCUUUGCUUCUCGGGGUCUUUUUUUCUCUUUCAUUUUUGGGGUUUUCUCUCUUUGAUAUCCUAGACUUGGGUGGCGGUCGUGGUCAUUGCGGUGGUAGAAAGAAUGGGCUUUUCGAUUUGUUCGGCACGGCAUUUAGAAAGGCGCAACGGGACAGUUUCUGGUCGUAUAUAUUACCUACAUACAUACUUCUUGGGCAGCAUGGCCUGGCUAGUGGGUGGCGGUCAUAAAAAAAAUAAGGGAGGGUAUGCAAGUGUGGAUCUUUUGUGUUAUUCUUGUCAUGCAUGGUCUCUGAAUAUUUCGAUGCAGCGGCUACUUGGGUCGGUCGGUGGUGCUACCCGAGGCUCUCAUGGCUCAGAUGAUACAGCAAAAGACACCGAUCAAGUACAUCUCUGUAUCCAAGUCUUUGUCGGCAAUGUGGCCGGCCUACCUAACUUCGGAGCGUUGGAAGAAUGGCUACAUAGGUCGAAGACUAUACUGUAACGCUU